This is a messenger RNA of Hydra vulgaris (swiftwater hydra), 844 nucleotides long. NCBI's taxonomy places the organism in Eukaryota, Metazoa, Cnidaria, Hydrozoa, Anthoathecata, Hydridae. The record is from RefSeq and is a predicted model, not a curated record.
UAAUGUUUUCCCUUGAAAAAUGUGUUGGUGUUUGUUUAUGAUUUUUAACAAUUGAAUUUAGUUAUUGCGUUACUUUACUCCCCAUAAAAUCUGCGAUUGUUGACCAAUUUUUUAUUUUUGAAUGAAGCUUCAUUUUUAAAAUCAUCAUUUUUAAUGUUCAACAAAACAAACUGCAAAAUUUAAAUAUAAAGUUCAAAAAUAAAAGGAAACUAUGGAUCCUAAAAAUAGGGGAACAAAUGAAGAAAAUAUACCUUCUCGUGUUAAAAGAAUUAUAGACGCAGAUGAAGAAAAUAUACCUUCUCGAGUUAAAAGAAUUAUAGAUACAAAUGGCCGAAAAAGACGUAUAUAUAGUAUUAUACAUCAAGAUCCUAAACAAAGUUGUCGUCGAUUCCGUGCAAACGACCGCGAAAGACAUCGUAUGAACUCUUUGAAUGGCGCGCUGCAGACAUUAAAACGAUGUGUUCCUUUAUAUCAUGGAAAAAGAAGAGUUACAAAACUACAAAUUUUACAGUUUGCUUGUCAUUAUAUAAGCGAUCUCUCGGAUAUUUUGUGCAACCCAAAUUCAUUACAUGACUCGUUUGAAGAUAAUCGUAAUUCCCAGAUAAGUUCUUUAAUAAAUAUGAUGGAAAUACGGUCAUCAGAAGGAUUUUCAGCAACUUCAAAUCAAUCAUUGAUAGAAAGAAUGGAUUUUUUAACGUGUAAUACGAUUAACAUGUUUUCGGAUGUAAGUAUGUUUCCAUCAUCACACAUAUACCCAAUAGUUAAUAUUCCUCAAUGCACUGUUAGCAAUAACUUUUUUGAAAUGUAAUUGAGAUUAAAUUUUUAAUAUAAAUAAUAUCACUUU